CAGUGUGCGGGGUUUUGCCAUGCAAUUUACUGCCUGGGUUGGGAUGAAAUCGUGCCAAAUUUCGGACUUAAAUGUCGGUGGGUGUAGGUCAUGCCUGUCGAGGAGUUAGUUUCAGAGUUGUCUGGUGUCAUUUCUGGACUCAGUCACAUUUUUAGGCUGAAUGAGCAGGAGCUGUUCUUUAUUGAUGUUUCUUCAGCUGCUGAGUCUACUCUGAUUGUUAUUCGAAGACCAUCUCAGCUGGGCUGGCAAAGUAUUCUCAAUGUUGGGAUGUGCUAUAGCUUUACAAACUUAAGGCCAGGAAAACUUUAUCAGAGCACUCCAGAUGAAGUUGAUGUGCUGGUAGCUACUUCAAAAACAAAUGUGAACCCCACAAAAUAUGAUGACUAUAAAUUAGCCUCAAAUGCAAGUCUCCAUCAUCUUAUUUCAUUCAAGGGCUUGGUGACGUCGGUGGACGCGGUGCUGCAGCUGUUCGGGCUGGACGAGAGCGUGGAGCUGGCGCUGGCCGCCAUCGCCGGCGUCACCAGCUGCCCCCAGCUGCGGCUCGGCGACCAGGUGGUCGUGCAUGACGCCCACUGGGCGCCGGCCGCGCGCCGGCUCACCGCCUGCGGCCGCACCAGGGUCGACCUGCUGAACAGGCAGGCGUCGGCGGCGGCGUGCGACCAGGACUCGGCACUGCACCUGCUGCACCGGCUGGCGCUGCCGCCGGCCGCUCUCGACUGGUACCGGCGCACCGAGCGCGAGCUGGCCGACGCCGUCCCGCACAGAACGUGA
Molecule: messenger RNA, 771 nt
Organism: Pollicipes pollicipes
Lineage: Eukaryota; Metazoa; Arthropoda; Thecostraca; Pollicipedomorpha; Pollicipedidae
Exons: 5
Coding region: 91-771 (226 amino acids)
Source: RefSeq, a predicted model, not a curated record